Messenger RNA from Microdochium trichocladiopsis, 1881 nucleotides. RefSeq lists its product as uncharacterized. Bases 266 to 1501 code for a protein of 411 amino acids. Lineage: Eukaryota; Fungi; Ascomycota; Sordariomycetes; Xylariales; Microdochiaceae. The transcript is spliced from 3 exons. The record is from RefSeq and is a predicted model, not a curated record.
CGGCCAACCGCGCUGCCCGCAGCAGGGUGUUUACUACAGAGGUGAGCUACGCUCCCCAGCCUCCAAUUUCAGCAGACCUGCGACAGCAUCUUGCGACACAUCCUCUCCUGUUCUAGACACUCGCGGAAAGGUCCUUGCUGUCAACGAGAACGAAUCCCACACGCCAUCCAUCCGCAUCAACGGCCAGCACUUGGGCAUUCCCACGCGAACUGCCUUCUCGCCCGCCCACCCAGCGCGCAUUCCUGCCAUGGUCUCACCCGCCUAAAUGUCAUCGGACUCAAGAUCCCGCCGACGGGGCGUCUGGACCCAUUGGGUCCCGCUCGUCGCGACUGUCACAAUCGCGACCGUCGGUCUCGCCGCCUGGGCCUGGAGUCAGCGCAAUGAAGAUGAUGAAGAGGAAGAGCACGCAGCCAAUGCUGCCGACUUUGACUACAACACUGCCGACUAUGGCGACAACCCGGCCUAUGGCGCAAACCGAGAGAAGGCUGCUGCAGGUGCGCGCGCUGCAACCCGAGACGGUAACCCGACGUAUGGGGUGACUGAAGCCCACGCCGAGUCCGCUGCUGUUGCUACCGGAUGGGGUGCGCAGAUGUCGGGCGCCCUCCGCCGUACCCCAAGCCCGCAACAAUUCCUGUCCAAUGCCAGCAGGACAGUCGCGGCUGGUAUGGCGGGUGUGGGCGCAGCCGUCGGAAGCGCCCUUGCCUCUAUCAGAGAGGACGACAAGAACGCAUAUGCGGACCACGAGACGUGGUCGGAGGAGGUGGAGAACCAGAAGACCAAGUCUUCCACCUCCAAGGAUCCAAGCAAGCGUCGCAAGACAGUCGCAAUCAUUGUUUCUGCCGAUGCCAACCUGGAUGACCUCGACACGGAUGGCUUCCACGAGCAUGCCUCGGUGCUCUCUCACAUUCCCACAAACACAGACUUUACAAAGAUCAAGCUUUUCGUAUUGAUCUACUCGCCGAGUCUGAAGGAGAACGAGCUUUCUGGUCCGGCAGGCACCCUCCCCCCGCCCUCACUGAGCUCGUCUUUCUCCAACAUUGGCGCCGACCAGGUCAAGACCCCUGCGAGCGAGGGCAAGAGCCCACUCCUCUCUUCCACAAACGUCGAUCCUUCAUUCAAUGCUGUCUACGCACAAGCUUUGGCACUCGUUGAGAAGGAGUCGAUGGUACUGCCUUUCACCACAGCGAAUGGCUAUACUCACAUCCUCCGGCACCUCCAGCCAUCGGUAGUCUACCUCCAGGAAUCUCUUUCUGGGCCCGACGGCGGCCUGAUUACGCAGUUGCAGACGUGGCUCAGACAUGAUGUGAUUCUGGUAGUAGGCGCUGAUGGUGGUCACGGCGGGCUUGCGGACAGUGAAUCGGAGGCAGAACGCCCCGAGAAGAAGAAGAAAGAAGUGUGGUGGCACCGCGAGGAUAGGGUUGGACGCGGUCGUGGUGUGGUGGUAGUGGACAGCCUGCGCGUCGGCGACGACUGGGCUCGCCGGGUCCAGGGCAAGGAAUAGGCAGGACGCGGAAUGAUGAAUGCUUGUAGCAGGCGCAGGGGCAAUCUUGGGCGGGUUCGUAGUGAUGACUGCUUUGGUAUAUAGCGUACGUACAUAGGCCCCUUGUUUAUAGGCAGUGCCUCAAUGCAACAUGGUCUUGUUGCCUGUCUUCCGAUACUCAAUGUCUUCAGGCCGUGUCUUGUUCAGCGAGCGUAUCAUGCGAUGCACAUCAGGGACCAUCUAGAGUGGGAAUGUUUCAUCAAGUAAAGGGCGAUUGAGCACAUCUCCAAUGGCACAGGGCUCUAUGCAGGCUCGAAAGACCUGUCGUGAUUCCCACGAAGCAUUGCUAAGCAGAAGGUUUGAAAGCCAUCGUCGACCUUCUCCUCCAACAUGUGGAUGCA